Messenger RNA from Sorex araneus (European shrew), 3850 nucleotides. It is a transcript of the gene HSF2BP, whose product is annotated as heat shock transcription factor 2 binding protein. The record is from RefSeq and is a predicted model, not a curated record. Lineage: Eukaryota; Metazoa; Chordata; Mammalia; Eulipotyphla; Soricidae. The coding region runs from base 581 to 1477 and encodes 298 amino acids. Gene Ontology annotation, cellular component: cytosol. The transcript has 8 exons.
CGCUGGGCGGCGGCGGCGCAGGGGCCGGGCCCGAAGCGUCUCGCCUUCGCGCCUUCGCGCCUUCGCUGCGUCCCGGGCGCCGCGGCCCCGGAGCCGUUGACGGCGAGGUUAGCCGCGGUCGGGCCGGGCCGCGCCGCCCCACGGGCCCGCCGACACACUGGCGCGGAGCUCCUGACCGUGUGUCCGCUGCUGGGCCGCCCUGGGGGACACCCUGGGAACAGGGCGCCGGCCCGCCGGGGUGCGAGCGCUGUAGGCCCGGGGCGAGACCCUGCAGCCGGGGCUGUCUCCGGGCCCAGGGGCCCCGAGCUUGCCCCUACCGGGCCCCGCACUGCAGCGGGAGAGGCCCCUCUCCGCAACCCCCCGCGCCCCUCACGCCCGGGUCUGCCCCCUCUGCUUCGCAGGGAGAACGUUAGAGAGCGCGGCGCAGCCCCAGGAGUCCCCGCCCGCCGGCCCCGCAUGCGGCGCCCGAGCGACGCGCCUUGAGCCUCGCGGCCCCCCGUACCGCGCGGCGGGCCACGUGCCCGCCCUGCCGGGGGUCAAAAGGCGUCACGCAGGCGCAGGGAACGCGGCACCGGCGGCCAUGGGCGAGGCGGGCGACGCCGAGGAGGCCCGUCGGCCCGCGGGGACCCGAGAGGAGUUCGUCAAGGUGCGCAAGAAGGACCUGGAGCGCCUGACGACGGAGGUGAUGCAGAUCCGCGACUUCCUGCCGCGCAUCCUCAGCGGCGAGGUGCUGGAGACGGCGCGGCGGCUGCAGGCGCUGGAGCGGAAGCUGGAAAGGAAAGAGCAAGAGUUAGAGCAACUGAGGAUGGACUGCCAACACUUUAAGGCCCAGCUGGAGACGGUGCAGGCCGACAGCGUGAGGGAGAAGAAGGAGAAGCUGAGUCUGCAGCAGCAGCUGCACGAGGCCAAGCAGCAGCUCCUGCAGCAGGCCGAGUACUGCACCGAGAUGGGCGCGGCCGCCUGCACCCUCCUGUGGGGUGUCUCCGGCAGCGAGGAUGUCGUCAGAGCCAUCCUGGCAGGGGGUAAAGCUCCGAAGUUCUUCCGCAUCACGGGUCAGACCAUGGAGAGUUUUGUGAAGUCGCUGGAUGGGGACAUCAAGGAGCUGGACUCAGACGAGAAUCAGUUUGUUUUCGCCUUGGCUGGAAUUGUGACAAAUGUUGCCGCCAUAGCCUGUGGCCGGGAGUUCCUGGUCACCUCCAGCCGCGUGCUCCUGGACACCAUCCUGCAGCUUCUGGGGGACUUGAAGCCCGGACAGUGCACCAAGCUCAAAGUGUUAAUGCUGAUGUCCCUGUACAACGUGAGCAUCAACCUGAAGGGCCUCAAGUACAUCAGCGAGAGCCCGGGCUUCAUCCCCCUGCUGUGGUGGCUCCUGAGUGUGCCGCGCAAGGAGCGGGCUGAGACCCGCUUGCGUUGCGUCUCCCUUGGCACCCGGGAUCGUCCCUGCUGCUCCACGGAGCUGCACACAGCUCGUCUGUGAGGGGCGAUGCUGCCCGGCCAGGUCUGCUCGACCAGAUCAUCUUCCUCAGAGGCUGGAAGACAGGGCCCAGGGGUGCGCCUGACCUCAGUCUGCAGGCCACCUCCUGGGCAGGCUGUCCCGGGUCCUGUGAAGCUGCCAGGGGGCCAUGUGGAGUGUCCAGAGCGUGUGUGAGACUGUGGGUGCUCGCAGAGGACCCCACAUCUCUCAGAGGGGUCAGGAGGGCAACAUUAGGCUCCGUUUUAAAGGCGGAAACAGGCCCUCAGCUGAAGCAGUGUUCGGGGGAGCGUGAGAGUUGGGCCCAGAUGCCCCCUCCCCCAGCCUCAGGGCCCUGGGUGGGCUGGAGGCCUAGCUGACAGUUGUCCUGAGGACCCCAACGCUCUGUGCUUCAGCCAGCUGACCGCCAGUGAGGCCCAGGGCUCCUGUUGCGUGUUGUGCCCCUUCUCAGCACGGGUGGGGCUGAGCCAGCCCGAAUGAAGGCAAGAAGCCCUCAGUGCCUCGCAAGCUGGGCGGAAGGCCAGGCACUUGGCUUCUCUCGUGUGUUGUUUGGGCCACACGUGGCCGUGCCCGGGGCUGCUCCUGAAGCGCCCAGGGGCCCCUGUGGUGCCGGGCCCGGGCCUCCUGCACUCAGACCUAAGCAUCUCCAUGGCCCCACAUCAGAAAAGUGGGAGAUGAACAACUCCUCCGCUGCUUCCAGCUGGGGCUGCUGCUGGGAAACAUCUGGACAGACAAACAACCAUGGUGCAGAGACAGCCGCGGGACCUCUCACUACCGGCUCCCACUUGAUCAGUUUUCCUGUAAGAAAUUUGAGACAGUUAAAGAACAUGAACUUUGGACUCUUAGACCCAAAUUCAAAUGGGAGUUUUUACACUGGGGAACUUUCCUGGCCUUUAUUUACUCUACUUUUCUGAUCUACAAAGUGGGCCCCUGGGGGUCUACGUAGUAUUACAGUAAAGUUGUGUGUGCACUGGUGACCUAAUGUAGUAGGCGUUAAAUAGAUGUUUCCUUUUGUUUCUAAUCUCUUGUGCCACAGUGAAAGCUCGCUUCCUUCUGUCGCUUUGACCUGAAGGUGCUGAAGUGCUCUCGGUACAGGACUGUCCGGCCAGGGCAGAGCCCGUGCUCGUCCUGUCCCUGACCGAGUUAUCGCAUUUCCUCUGACCUUUGCUGGAUCCCCUGUCCCUUCCCUUUAUUCAGCUCCGCGCCUGGCCCUUUCCCAGGCUUUCUCCAGAUUCUUCACAUUCCUCUUGGCCUCAAACUUCUGGUGGGCAGGGCUGAUGAAAUCAGAGUUUGCCUGAGGGUGACGCAUGUUCUAGAAGGCUCUGCCCAUGUUCCUGCGCUGGUGUCAUUGGCAUUGUCCUCCACUCUUGUCUCUGUUUGGCUUAAGUGACAGAAACAUUGGUCACUCCACCAGAUUUCCCCCUCCGGCCUAGCUCUCUCCUAAGUCCAGGCUCCUGUGUACUGGACAUCUCCAUGCGCUUCCUAACAGACAACCGAUCCUACACAGACCUCGCACCGAUGCCUAGGAGUGGCCCGUGAGAGUCUGCUAGGCCUCUCCACGCGUGUGUCCUGCAGAUGCCUCUGUUUGGGCAUCCAGUAGACAGUCACGUCCACUCUGGCUUCUGGGAGGCUUUCCACGUGGGACUCUAAUAGAGACACAGAUGUCUAAUAGACACCCGUGUCCACGUGGCAGUGUAACAGACAGACGUGUUCCCGUGGGCAGCUAACAGACACUCAGAUGUGUCCCCGUGGGCAGCUAACAGACACUCAGACUGUUGGGGCCCACUUCCGCGUCUUCCCCGUGUUGAGCCCGGCCCCCAGAGUCCCUGAUCUCAGUCGCUGACAGCGCUCUUUCCGCUCUCUGGGGCCGCUAUAAACAGUGGGAACGUUCUCGUCUCCUCACACCCACAUCCCAUCUGCUGCAGAACCCUCAUAGCUCUGCUUUCAAAAUCAACCCGCGUUGGCUGUGUGGGUUUGUUUGCUUGCCGUUCUGGGCGGUGCUCAGAGCUUAGUCCUGACUCUGCACUUAGGGAUCAGUCCUUGUAGAGCUUGGGGGACCGAACCCGAGUCAGCAGUCUGCAAGGCAGGUGCCUUCCCCGCUGUUGCAUCGAGCAGCCCUAAGUGCCUCGGAGUCUGACUCUCGCCUCGACUGCCGCCGAGUCUGAACCGGGGCACCUUCUCCCAGGGCCGGGCCGGGAGAGGCUCCAGACACGCCCCUCUGUGCCCAGACACAGUGUGAGUGGCAGCAGGGACCCCGAGUUUCCUCCCCAGUGUGGGGGGCUGCAGGACACUUGCUCCCUCUGCUCAGCUGACAGCUGUUCAUCCUAGUUAGGGUCCUGGCAGCUCUGCGUCAGAGUUAGACCACCACAGUGCUCACAG